Messenger RNA from Pyrus x bretschneideri (Chinese white pear), 1614 nucleotides. Its product is annotated as flotillin-like protein 4. The record is from RefSeq and is a predicted model, not a curated record. Gene Ontology annotation, cellular component: plasma membrane; plasma membrane raft. Lineage: Eukaryota; Viridiplantae; Streptophyta; Magnoliopsida; Rosales; Rosaceae. The coding region runs from base 119 to 1558 and encodes 479 amino acids. The transcript has 3 exons. Gene Ontology annotation, biological process: protein localization to plasma membrane.
CCUAAACCCAAUUUUUUGAUAAAUGAGUUCUGCAUAUCGUUUACUAUAUACCUAUGCUCCUUGUUGCUUUCCCUCAUAUAACAUAGCUCUUGCAUUGCUCAAGUAAAGAAGGACAAAAAUGUAUAAAGUAGCAAACCCUUCAGAGUAUCUGGUGAUCACCGGGAUCGGAAUCACCGACAUAAAGCUUGCAAAGAAGGCAUGGAUCCUCCCCGGCCAGUACUUCAUAAUCUUCGACGUGUCCCCCGUCAACUAUACCUUCGAAGUCCAAGCCAUGAGCUCGGAAAAGCUCCCCUUCAUGCUGCCCGCCGUCUUCACCAUCGGCCCACGGAUCGAUGACAUCCACAGUCUCCAAAAGUACGCCAAGCUCAUUUCCCGCCAUGACAAGCUCUCUAGCCACGUGAAAGAGCUUGUUCAGGGGAUCAUUGAGGGUGAGACUCGUGUUCUCGCGGCCUCGAUGACCAUGGAGGAGGUGUUUAAGGGGACAAAAGAGUUUAAGCAAGAGGUGUUUGAGAAGGUUCAGUUGGAACUCAAUCAGUUUGGGCUUUUGAUUUAUAAUGCAAAUGUCAAGCAGUUGGUGGAUGUGCCGGGGCAUGAGUAUUUUAGUUACUUGGGGCAGAAAACACAGAUGGAGGCGGCAAAUCAGGCAAGGGUUGACGUGGCGGAGGCAAGAAAGAAGGGGGAGAUAGGGUCGAAGAUGAGGGAGGGCGAGACGCUGCAGUAUGCGGCCAAGAUUGACGCAGAGACGAAGAUAUAUGGGACGAAGAGGGAGGGGGAGGGGAGGAUGGCGGAGAUUAAGGUGAAGGCGGAGGUCAAGGUGUAUGAGAAUGUGAGGGAGGCUGAGGUGGCUGAGGCAAAUGCUGAGCUGGCCAAGAAGAAGGCCGGGUGGGCGAAAGAGGCGCAGGUGGCGGAGCUGGAGGCCGCAAAGGCUGUGGCAUUGAGGGAUGCCGAGUUGCAAACGGAGGUUGAGAGGAUGAAUGCCUUGACUAGGACCGAGAAGCUAAAGGCUGAGUUCUUGAGCAAGGCUAGCGUUGAGUAUGAAACAAAGGUACAAGAGGCAGAUUGGGAGUUAUACAACAAACAAAAAGCCUCAGAGGCAAUUCGUUUCCAAAGGGAGAAAGAGGCAGAGGCCAAAAAGGCAUUGGCGGAGGCAGAAUUCUAUGCACGUCAACAAGUUGCCGACGGAGAAUUUUAUGCAAAGAAAAAAGAGGCUGAGGGACUCAUGGCCCUUGGACAAGCUCAAGGUGCUUAUCUACGCCACCUUUUGGAUGCAGUUGGAGGAAACUAUGCAGCCAUGAGAGACUUUAUGAUGAUCAACAGUGGCAUGUUUCAAGAAAUUGCUAAGAUCAAUGCCGAGGCCAUGCGCGGACUUCAGCCGAAAAUCAGCAUUUGGACAAAUGGCGGGGGAGAGGGUGGUGAUGGUGGUGCAAGUGGGGCAAUGAAGGAGGUUGCCGGAGUUUACAAGAUGCUGCCACCAUUGUUCAAGACGGUUCAUGAACAAACCGGCAUGUCGCCUCCGGCUUGGAUGGGCACUUUGGAAAAUUCCCACUCUAGCAACUAAACUCUCAAUUGAGUCCGAGGGUACUUUUACAUGUGUUGUGAAUGAGAAUUAUCCGA